AUGGGGAGCGACGCGAGCCACGCGACGGAACGGAUUUUGGGGAGUGAGGAUCGCUCUUCCGGUGAGACCGGGUCUCCCGGGGAGAGACGGCUUAUACCCGGAGAGGGGACGGAGCUCUCCAACUCGUCCAGUGAGGAGACGGUCCCGGACCCAAGACCCUGGUGCCGGACCCCUCAAGCGUCCCCUCACAGACUCCCCAGCCCUCCCCCAUGCCCGCUGCGGAAGCACAAGAACAACAGAAAACCCAGAACUCCCUUCACCACGUCCCAGCUGCUGUCCCUGGAGAGGAGAUUCCGGCAGAAACAGUACCUCUCCAUCGCGGAGAGAGCAGAGUUCUCCUGCUCCCUCAGCCUCACGGAGACCCAGGUCAAGAUCUGGUUUCAGAACCGCAGGGCAAAGGCCAAGAGGCUCCAGGAGGCCGAGCUGGAGAAGAUCAAACUGGCGUCCAAACCGCUUCUCCCCGCCGCAUUCGCGUUCCCCUUCCACCACAACAUGGGCCCUCUUUACGCGGCCCUCCAAGGACCCCGGCACGCCCUGUCGGUCCCUGGACUCUACAGCGGGCCCUACGGGAUGUACUACUUGUCAUAA
This is a messenger RNA of Gadus chalcogrammus (walleye pollock), 588 nucleotides long. RefSeq names its product homeobox protein MSX-2-like. The record is from RefSeq and is a predicted model, not a curated record. Gene Ontology annotation, molecular function: RNA polymerase II transcription regulatory region sequence-specific DNA binding; DNA-binding transcription factor activity, RNA polymerase II-specific. Lineage: Eukaryota; Metazoa; Chordata; Actinopteri; Gadiformes; Gadidae. Bases 1 to 588 code for a protein of 195 amino acids. Gene Ontology annotation, cellular component: nucleus. The transcript is spliced from 2 exons. Gene Ontology annotation, biological process: embryonic morphogenesis; regulation of transcription by RNA polymerase II.